AUGGUAAACUUAAACAAUAGCAGCAACAACAACAGCGGCACCAGCAACAGGGACAGGAGCAGAAGUGCUAAACGAGAAACGAAGCGAACGGAACAAGGGAAAGUCUCCUGUUCGGUUCGCCACCACGACGACGAUGACAUCGAUGAAGAGCGAAACGAUCGUGAAAAUCGGAAGAAAAGUCAACUGCCGAAAUCGUCUAAAGUCACGAUCGUUCGAAAAGAUCCUUGGAACGUGCAGUCGUCGUUGAGGAAGUAUCGAAGAUCAAAGAUCACCAGCGAGCGGAAGAUUUUGAGAGAAGAUUUUUCCAAGGUCAGCGGAAUCGUUUCGAUCGCUUCGAAAGAAGAUCUCGCAAGAGUUGGAGACAUCGAGGCCGACGUUGCUUCCAGCAGCCGAACACAAUCUGGUACCCAACCAGCAAAAUGGGGAAGCAAACGGAGAAAAGCUAAAGAUACAGAAUCGAUCGACAGCCGCGGCUUUCCUUUCUAAAAAUCUUAAUAACAAUCGGAACGAUCGCGGGAACCGCGAUUUCUUUCUGAUAACUGUGAGAAUCUGUUUAGGAUGAUGCAGGGAAAGAAAAAUAAUUAAGGAGACGAGAAAGUGAGAGAGAAAGGAGAGAGCAACAAGGGAAGAACGAGUCGCUACUCGAUCCAGAAGGAGGCUCUUUUUAACGAGCAACGAUCGCGAUGCAAACCGGAAGACGAGGGAGCACGAGAGAAGAGAACCGACGAAGAGGUGGCAUCUAAACCAAGGGAAAGAGAGGUACAUAAUCGCGACGGGAAUUUCGUCGUUCUCGAUAAUGGCGUGUACGCGUUCAAGUGUGCAUUCGCAGGCGUGCAAGUCGCGCAAGGUUCGCGGCCAAAUCGGGAUCGUUACAAGAUCUCAAUGUCCGCGCCUGAAAAAAAGCUUAGUUCCUUCGUUCGUACGUUAUCGCGCGUAUAGAAUCUUUAAAAAACGACUCGAUUUAAGCGUCACACGCGACAUUAUUUUUCGUUUCAUUAAAGAAAUCGAUCGUGCCGCGAGCGGAUUCUUGAAUCAUACCGAUCUUUCGAAUUUUUCUCGCGGUUCGCUUUCGUUCGAAUUCUCCACGUCGAGCUUUUCACUCGUUACGCAAACGAUAACCAUGGUGAAUGUGUGUUUUUGAAACAUUAGGACCGGCUGAGAGAAAGAAAAAACAGGCGUCGACUAAACGAGGCGUAACUCGGCUCCAAUUCAAGGGAGCUGUUCCCGUAAGAGCUUCUCGCACACGGACAACCGGAAACGCUCGUUUUCGUCGUUAACGUUCGGAUCGUUUGCUGCCUUCAAAAGGGAAUACGCGUGCGUGCGCGCGAAAAAGAAAUGAAAAUAAAGUAAAAUAAAUCUGCAAGCAGAUAGAGAAACAGGGGUCACAAUAUAUAACAUAUACAUAUAUUAUAUUAUACACAUAUAGGUGAGAGCUGAUGAAAGGAACGGCGCCUAAGGAGAGACUUAUUUUAAUCGCGCAUCGUUCGAGCGAGAGAUAUUAGCUGUACUUACACACGUACAUAUUUAUUUUCAAACUUUUGUUACGUCGUCUCGCGAUUCUUCCAGGCGAUUGGAAGAUCUACGCGAGCAGCAAUUACCGUGUCGAGACGAUACUCGUGUACUCUUAUUAUUGGAAAACUUUCGAUGCAUCUCCAAUCGGUUCGAUUCGAUUCGAUUUGUUUUCGUUCGCUCGAUUCGGUUUCCGAUUCGGUUCGCAGUUGAUGAUAUAAGGCGAAACACGUUCACGGUAUCGUUUCGACGCGAUCGUAUUCGCACACGACACUCUAGGCUAGAGGUGACGAUAUUAAACCGCGAAAGAGAUAUUUUCUUAAAAAACGAUCCUCGCAGUGUGUGUAUCGAGAUGUGUGUGUAUCGUAUACCGCUUAUUUCCUCUGUCCCGCGCCCGAGGUACUCGAUUUUGCUGUUUUGAUUAGUCGUUACGAAGCGUUUGUUAAAUUCUUGCAUAGUAUAAACGCAUUACUUCCGUCGGAAAUUAAGCGAUCUGUUAUCCGUUCUACGUCGAACAAUUCUUCUAACCGAAUUGAUCAAAAUCCCGGGAAAUCGAAGAUGAAGAAGGAGAAAAGUGUCCUCGAAAUUCGGACGCAGAACGACGUCUUUCGAAGGCAUCGAAUGAAAAAUCACAGAGAUACCUUACGUGUAAUUUCAAGAAAAAAAAAAAUAUACAUAUAUAUAUUAAAUUCGUUUCUAACGCGCGAUGAAAAUAAUCAUAGACCAAAGAAUAAGAGUGGUUGCCUUUCCCGCGCAACUAUGUCUUAUCGAUUACGCUUCUAUUCUUUUCCAUCGAGCAGUCGAAGGUACGAUGUAAUAUUGUUUGUUUUCCGUUAAUUGCAACGUAGCUACAAACGUCAGCAAGAUUAUCGACUCAUUUUCGAUUCGACAGUAUUAAGUAUGUCACGCGUAAGAUAAAAAGUUUUACGUCGAAAGCAUAGUGAUACACCGACGACAUCUUCUGCGUCCACCAUUUGCCCGUAUUUUUCGUUGUCAGACAAAAGAAGAAGAAACAAGAGAAAGAAAGAAAAAAAAAAAGAUACGAAGUAAUAUUACGCGUUUCCUCCUUAUCGUUUUUUGCAAAAUUACGAAGUGGGAGCAAUUAAACGAUACCGCGUGUAACUCUGUGAUACCGUAAGCUAUAAGGUAGAAUUAUUUUGCAACGAUCGUAUAAAGCGAAAAAUGAAAAUAAAAAAGAGGAAAAAUUGUUGUUGAGGAGAUGUUUAUUGUUACGACGAAAAUUCGUACGAACGCUUCGAUUCUCCGUCAAUCAACGCGCGUUUUUUGACAGCGGAAGCGAGAAGUUCCUUCUUCGUUCAGCGAAAUAAAAUGCAUCGAAACGGCUCAAAUUGCAUUUUAUUCGAAUUCUCUGUAAAAAUACAGACGAACAAAGGGAAUUUGACAAAAUAUAUAUAUAUUUCCUGAAGCUUAAGUAUCUUUCUUUAAUUAGUAACCAUGGCAGUAAAUCGAUGGGGCGCAAAAUUAGAAGAAAAGAGGAAAAAUUCACGAAUAAGCUGAAUGCUACGUAGGGAACCGAUCCGCUAAUGUUGUCGUUUCAUGUAAGACUGCUUUAGAAAAACAGAAAAAAAAAAGAAACAAUAGAAUUUACCGAUCGGAUGUUAUAAAACGUGGUGCUUGGCGGAACGUUGGAACGCGCGGAGGAUCGCGCAGAAUCGCGAAUUUCCGCGACGAUUUCCCGCUCCAUCGUUUCGUCGGUUAAUUUGUACUGAUUAGAAACAGUGGUGUUAUUAGAGUUUAAAGAUUGACGAGAUAAUACGAUCUAUUUAUUACGGCGGCCUCGGACCGCGGAGUAAACGUGGAUUGGGACUCUUGGUUUUUCUUAGCUUCUUUACGCGUAGCGUUUUGCCCUUUUGUCGGUGAAAAUGUUUUGUAAAACGUUCGUUCAAUGUAAACGAUGAUAGGCUUAAAAGUAUAUAUUUUCUAGCUGCUCUUUUUUAGCUCGAUCCACUUUCAUUCUACGGUCACAAUGUUCGCGCGAUUACAAAGCUAUAUGAAUAUGUAUACACGUAUCAAUAUAUGUGAACAUAUAUAAGUAUAUUUGCAUGUAUUGAUAUAUCAUACAAUGCAUACUUACAUACAUAUAUAUAUAUAUAAAUAUUAUAUAAUUUAUUAUUCGACGACUUAACUAUUUUUUGUAUUACUAUUGCAACUAUUUUACGGUUAUUCGUUAUACCUCACUCGGGAUAUUUUGAGCUGAUUUUUAGCGCGUGGCUGAGGAGAUGAAAGCUACGAGUAAUCUGGAGAAAUUUUUUGUUUUCACAUAUGUAUAUAUUAAAGCACGAUAUUCGAACUGAAAAUAAAACACCGUGGUACACGUAGAAUAAAAGAUUUUUAACGGCCUGAAGCAACCUAAAAUUUUAUCGUAGUACGCACUUUUCUUCUUUUUAUUGAAAUUACUUAAAAUAGUAGAGAAAAGUGCUUUUCUCCGGGCUAAUUUUCUUUUGUUAAUUGUUAACGAGACGAUCGCUCAAGGCCCUUGCUCCUCAUCCAUGACGAUUGAAUGUCACUGCCAAAAUCCCCAGGAUUACAUAAAAAUGUAGCGUGUACAUGGUUGAUAGACUCGAGGAACGGCUGUCGUAUUUUUCACGACAAAUCGUCCUCCGCCAUCGCGAACCUCUAUCAUCCCCUCACUAUCUUUCGAUUUUUACCUUCUGUAUUUAUUAUUCCUUUUUUCCUACAUAGCGGCUUCAUUAUUGAACAAAUAAACCCGUAACGCUCGCUUUUCUGCGGUCUCGAAACUGUUUUCGAAAAUGACAAUUUUUCAAAGCCCUAUUAUCUUAUCUCCUAACGAAUUUGCAACGAGUACGAUCAUCGUCGAAAGAGAAGAAAAAAGAAGAAGAAAAAAAAAAAGGUAUGAAAGAAAGCGAGAUGAUGGGUGCACAUUCCAUAAAUAUAAUUAUACCUACUUGUAUAAGGUAAUGAAUCCGUUAGCGUUUGAUAUAAGACAUUCAAGUAAGGAUAUUACAAGCGAAGAUAAUAAAUGACUAAUGUAUCUAAAGUUUGAAAGCUUACAAUAGACUCGGUUUAUCAUUAUCAUGUAUCGUGAUUUUUAUGUCAUGUUCAAUAAAUGAGUUUUAAAAUA
Molecule: messenger RNA, 4612 nt
Organism: Osmia bicornis bicornis
Lineage: Eukaryota; Metazoa; Arthropoda; Insecta; Hymenoptera; Megachilidae
Exons: 2
Coding region: 1-486 (161 amino acids)
Source: RefSeq, a predicted model, not a curated record